UAACGCUAACUAACACAACCUCAACUCUUUGGUUAUGUUCUUUCGGUUUCGUAAAAUUGGGGCAAAAUGAGUAAAAGACAGGCGUUGCAGUUGUAUAAAGCUCUGAUUCGCGAGUCGAAGAAGUUUCCGGCUUAUAACUUCAGACACUAUGCCUUAAGGAAGAUAAGGGACAGUUUUCGGGAAAAUAGACAAUUGACUGACCAGGACGUGAUUAGGCAAAAAAUGGAUGAAGGAGUUCGUAAUUUAGAUGUAAUUAAAAGACAGGUGGUCGUAAGUCAAUUAUAUAGCACCGAAAAACUGGUUAUUGAGCACGUGAGGGCCCAAAAAAACUAAUUUGUAAGGUUUGUAAUGGUUAGAAAUAAUAAGAGUAAUUGUUUGAUUUUUUA
Molecule: messenger RNA, 386 nt
Organism: Tribolium castaneum (red flour beetle)
Lineage: Eukaryota; Metazoa; Arthropoda; Insecta; Coleoptera; Tenebrionidae
Gene: bcn92
Product: bcn92
Exons: 3
Coding region: 67-333 (88 amino acids)
Biological process (GO): iron-sulfur cluster assembly
Cellular component (GO): mitochondrion; L-cysteine desulfurase complex
Source: RefSeq, a predicted model, not a curated record